AUUUCCGAGUCUACUAUAAAUAGGAAAGUGCCACUACUAGUUAAAUGCUGUGAGUUUUCAUUGCUGCAAAUUUUGUUCAAAAACAUUAUAAAAAGAGCAAUGCGACAAACGAAGAACGAAACGUGUUUGGAGUUACGUUGUUUGUCAUACAUAUAACCUACUAGAUUGAAUGUUUAUAUCGACUUGGCGGAGUUGACAAGCCAUUGGUGCAUAAGACAAGAUGUAAGUUAAAAAUCAUGGGAAUAAAUGUAACACGACCAUAAUUGUAGCUCCAUAUGGAAGGAAGACCUGCUUGGCCAUAAAGCACGGGAGAUCUAUAAUUACAAUUCUGAUAAUAUCGUGACAGACAAAAUUACUCGGAAAACCAGCAUGGAUAUGUUCUUCAUUUUACAAGACGUGCACAAAUGUUUGCUGGCGGGAAAGCGUCCAACGAAGGGAAGUCACGAAGUGGCAUCGAUGUUGUGCUCAGUUAUCUGUGAAAGCUGGCCCGAGACUUGUUUGCUUUGCCAGACGGCCGGUUCAUGUGAGCAUGAAAAUAGCAACUAUCAGACCUUGUCAGCGCGGUUCCAUCCCUGCACCAACGGGGAAGGACAGAAAAGAAAGGAAAUCGUGUGCUUUGCACUCAGUCUGCUGGGAAGCACGAGUACCAAACUGCUCUCUGGGAGCCAAAGUGACCAAACGAGGCUUUAUUGCAAGGAAGUUUUGAUAAACGCACUGGAAGACUUCUCUCUUUCUUCGAAGCUUGUCACCUUUUUUGGUGUCCAGGACCGAUUAUUAUCACACUUUGCUGUUAGGUGUAUAUCAUCAGUCAUUCUUUUUCAGCUCCAUGAGUCUAAUUCACUUGACAGUGUUUGGCAGGAAAGGUAUAUACAAAUCCUUCAGAAUCCACACCCUGACAAUGAAACAGUCUGCUCUUUGUUGACCAUCACUACCGUGAUAAAAGGAGUUUUGACGGGAAUGUUUACACACAAGAAAGAUGCACUGGAGCAACUGGUUAUCUCACUGGAUCCAGUUUUUCCUGGUUUAUAUUCUGGAAUUCUCACCUGGAUUGAACGGGAGCCUGCCAAACCAGUGUCAUGUGCAAAUGACACUUUUGACGUGGCAACAAACCUGGUAGCUGUUUUGGAUUUACUUGAGGUGCUUGUUGCCGUAAGACUCAAUCUGAAGAUCUGCUCAUUGAGCCAGAGGCUGGUCUUCCAGCAGCCAUCCGUGGCCCUGCAGGUGAUCUGUUCCCCCGUUCACUACCUUGUGCAAAAGAGGACGCUUCUGCUCUUGAAGGCAUGCCUGCUCUUAAAGACAGGAGAUGACUUUAUGACAGGAGGGGCGGAGCUUUCGCUAAAUGGGGAUGGUCACAUGACCUCCGACAUCCUGGCUCUGGCAAAUGCAGUGCUGAAUUCGGUGGCUGCUGGUUGGCUGCUGCGUGUCCCAGUGAGCAGCAAAGCUGCCUACUUUGGUGGAAACAGUCUGUUGAGUCGUUCUGGACCGGAUUUUGUAAUGCUAAGGUCGACAAGCCUGGUGCUACUCAAAUCUCUGGAAUACAGAAUCCUAUACGAAAAGGAGGAAGCAGGUCUGGAUCCUGCUGUGGGUCCCCAGUCCUACUUGCAUUCUCUGAUGCUUUUUGUGAACCAGCACCUUUCCGGGGCGUGGUUGCUGGGCCACUCCUGCGCCUGGGUCUCCGUGGUGUUUGGGGAGCAGGAUGACGACAUGUUCGAGGCGGCCAGGAUUGUACUGAGCUUGUAUUUACAUCAGAGGGGGUCGAGCGGAAUCUCAAACCCGGCGGCUUGUGACACCGGCUGCAACCCUCACUGUUGCUUCAUCUAUCUGCUCAGAAGCAUCGCAUUCGACCACAGCGUCCUCCUUGACUUUCUCAUCUCCACGGAAACCUGCUUCCUGGAUUAUUUUGUGAGAUAUCUGAAGCUGCUGAGAGACACCUGGGAGGACUUUGAGCUCGCCUGCCAGUGCAUCGAGGCCCGGGAGCCAGUGAUGGAGGCGAAGGCUGCCACAUGUGGAAGUGAAACGCUGGCAGCUGUUGAUGGCAGUAUGGCCUCGGUGGGCUGUCCCAAGGCGGCAGGUAUCCCCCUUAAUUGGGGUGGGGCUUCAGGUAGCUGGGCUACACCUUCAGUUGGUGGAGCCACCCAGGCCUUACUCCGCCCUUUAGUGAACUACGCUAGCUCAGAUGAAUCUGACUCAGAAGUGCCAAGUGCUCACUGUGUCCCAAUUGUUGGGAACAUGACCUCCCAUCCCCUGGAGUUUAGCAAAGUGGGCGGUUGCUCUGUGGGUCUUCAUGACCGCAUACAGGAUGAGGUGCAAGAGGAUCAGUCGACAACUCCUAGGAUGUGCAGGAGGGCAGCCACGUGCCUGACUGAACUGGGCAAAGUUAUCUUCAGGCUCCGAAAACGAAAACUGUUCCCCUACAAGCCUGACUCGCUCCUGAAACUGCUAACGGGGAUCGGGGCUAAUCUGGAACGGCAUUCUGAUAAAGCCCCUUUGGACUCCUGUCCCUGCGAUACCAGCGUGAACAUUUUGUCGGACAAUCAGUAGUAUCCACUAGAUAAGACAUCAGCUGAUGUUUUUAUCUUAAUCUGGUGUGUUGAAUUAAUGACAAAGUGCAAUAAUAUGUUUAAUAAAUGGAGCCUUGACAUUUGGUUACCAUGGCAAAAUACAUUUUACUGCUCUGACUACUUUUGAUAAAAAGUAAUAAAUAUUUUUUUGUAUCACAA
This is a messenger RNA of Paramormyrops kingsleyae, 2720 nucleotides long. It is a transcript of the gene lins1, whose product is annotated as lines homolog 1. The record is from RefSeq and is a predicted model, not a curated record. NCBI's taxonomy places the organism in Eukaryota, Metazoa, Chordata, Actinopteri, Osteoglossiformes, Mormyridae.